AUGCUGGCGUCUGACUCUCAAACGACAAACGAGCUGAAAUCUCUACAGAAUGAUGAAAAUCGAGCAAUCACUUAUACUAGAGAAACGAUGCAGUAUGCAAACGUAUCAGAUGCACAAGCCAAGUGUGCUUGUUUUGGCAGUUGGGUUGAUGGAGGUCAAAGGAGGUCCUCUACUCGAGCUGCUAUAGAAAGCAGUGAUUUGUUUGUACUACGUAGUCCACCUAAUAGCAAUUCGUACGAACACAUGUGCUGCUCUUUGUAUUGCAAAUGUGUGGGACAGAAUUUAUCUUUGGACUCAUUGAUCUGUAGACAGUCUGCAUUCACACAAGAGCAUAUCGCAGGUUUUGGUGUCAGCAAUGAACUGCAGUUUUUGGCUAGCCAACGAGAUUUUGUUUUCGAUUGUAAGGCAAGUCAAACUAUCAUUGUGAAGAUGAAGGGCACUUUUAGAAACCAGACUGAAACAAUACAGCACAGAGCUGAGAUCAAUGCACAUGAGCUAACUGCGUCAGAAUACAUUCAACGUCAGUUUGUUAUUCCUAUCAACAAUAUCUCCUUGACAAACUUGGAUUGCACCGUAAAAUUCUUUCAAGAUGGUUAUGAGGACAGGGCAGUCACGUUGCUCGCUUCUCUUCCACUAUCGAGAUCCAAUGAAGGUGACAGCAGAAAGGUCUUCGUAAACGACUCUAACAACGCUAUGAUUAGUUUGGGAUCGAUGACAAUCAAUAAUUUACACGAAUAUCGUACAGUGGAAACGGUUGGAGCAUCAUCACAAGGUACAUCUGAUCCGUGCAGCUCUUCGUCUCAUGACACUCUUUGACGGUAAUCAUGUACCGGACAAGGUUUGGGACUGCCACCCAGCCCUUUAGUAUUAGUGCAAGUAUUGAUAGUCACGAAUACGUGUAUGUAUUCCACUAACUGUAAACAUGUAUUAUUGUGCAUUCUAUUUAGUGGUAUGUACCUAUGUAUCUAUGUAUGUAUUAGUGG
Molecule: messenger RNA, 983 nt
Organism: Corticium candelabrum
Lineage: Eukaryota; Metazoa; Porifera; Homoscleromorpha; Homosclerophorida; Plakinidae
Exons: 8
Coding region: 1-816 (271 amino acids)
Source: RefSeq, a predicted model, not a curated record